Heterotrigona itama is the source of this 2920-nucleotide messenger RNA. NCBI's taxonomy places the organism in Eukaryota, Metazoa, Arthropoda, Insecta, Hymenoptera, Apidae. The record is from the annotation of a GenBank genome assembly.
AAAUUACAAAAAUAUUGUAUAAUCUAGAAAAGCAUUUUAAAUCUUUAUGAGAUAAGUAAAUAUAAAUCACCAGUUUAUGUUGCGUUUUUUACUUUAAAUAUAUAUAUAUAUAAAGCACCUUUAAAUAGAACUUUUUUUUUAAUUUCUCCAUCAGAUUGAAUAUUAGAAUCUUUAAAAAUGCUUGUAGAAUUUGAUUUCUUAAAUGUAUUAUUAAAUAAUUUUAUAUCUAAACUAUCCAUAUCUUCUAACGCUUUUGUAAUAUCUUCUAAAUUUGCAUUUGAAAUUUCAGAGUGAUCAACCAUCUGUGUGAAAUUUGAUAAAAAUUAAAUAAGUAAUUACAUUAUACAAGAAAUGGUUCUAUAAUACAUUUUCUAUUUUCUACUCAUUUCGUUUCACUACAACUAGUAAUAGUAACACCUUCAGAAAAAUAUUAAUUAGUUCUUUAAUCUUCUUAGUCUUUUUUCAUUUAUCUGUAAAUCACUGAUUUAGUUAUUAAUUAAAUGUAAUUAAUUUAAUAUUUAAUUAAUAGUCACACUAAUUGUAUGGACUAUUAGCUUUAUUCAUGCUUGAAACUAUGUUACUUAAAUUGAUUUGCAUUCAAGUGAAUGGUUUCUAUGGCGAUGUACGUGCAUACAUACAUAUAUACAUAGUAAAGAAUAAUGAAAAAUAAAUAUGUUCUAAUAUUUAUUAUAUUUUAUCAUUUGAGAAAUUUACAACGUUUUUAAUAAUAUACGAUAUUUGUUGUAUAUUUACGGAGAAUUGUUUAUGAACUACCUACUGUCAGAUUUCUAUACGCAUGCUCAUUUCGACGUAUCAAAAAGUGGGGAAAUGGCAAAAGAUAGUAGGGGAACUUAAUGAAAGUGGAGUUUUUUGGUACCGCAUACAUAUCCUAUAUUCACUCUAAUCAAUAAUACGUUAGAAACUGUUGAUAUACGAAUGUUAGUAUUAAGCAAUUGCCCUCUCUGAUCUUUCACGUUUUUAGUAAAUUUGAAUUUCUUGUUGCACGAGAUAGCGAUGCAGAGUGUCAUUAAUUCUGUAAAAGGUACUGCGCUUGGUGUUGCCGAAUACUUAACCCCUGUGUUAAAGGAAAGUAAAUUUCGCGAAACUGGAGUAUUAACACCGGAGGAGUUUGUAGCAGCUGGUGAUCAUUUGGUACAUCACUGUCCAACAUGGCAAUGGGCUACUGGUGAUGAAGAUAGAAUAAAAUCUUAUCUUCCUAAAACAAAACAGUUUUUGCUAACACGUAAUGUUCCUUGUACUCGCAGAUGUAAACAGAUUGAAUACAGCAAAGAACAAGAAUGUAUUAUAGAAGAAGAUGAUCCAGAAGGUGGUUGGGUCGAUACACAUCAUUAUGAUUCAAGUCUUGGCGGAAUUGAAGAAAGAGUAACUGAAAUGACAUUAGAUGAACCACAACUUUCCCAAUCAAUUGGUGCGGAGGAAAAUACUGACAAUAUUGAUGGUGAUGAUGGUGAUGAUGAUGAUGACGACGAUGAUGAAGAUGCUGCAGAUAUGGAAGCUUUUGAAGUCAGUGGAAUGUUAGAUGAACAAGAUAAGUAUGCAGCAAAAACUAUAAAGAAACCAGCCAAAGAAAAAUGGGAACCAUUUUCUGAAGGAGAAAUUAUUCAUACACGUACAUACGAUUUAUAUAUUACAUAUGAUAAAUAUUAUCAAACUCCUCGGUUAUGGCUUUCAGGAUAUGAUGAGAAUCGUAAGCCUUUGAAAGUAGAAGAAAUGUAUGAGGAUGUUAGUCAGGAUCAUGCUAAAAAGACUGUUACAAUGGAGGUACAUCCUCAUAUUCCUGGACCAUUAAUGGCUUCAGUUCAUCCUUGCAGGUAAUUUUAAGUAAAUUAAUGUUUUUAUUAGCAUAAAAAUUAUCAUGACUGAAAUAAAAUUAUGCAGACAUGCUGAAGUAAUGAAGAAGAUUAUUGAAACUGUAAUGGAAGGUGGUCGUGAACUUGGAGUACAUAUGUACCUUAUAAUAUUUCUCAAAUUUGUGCAAUCUGUAAUUCCUACAAUCGAAUAUGAUUAUACACAAAAUUUUAUGCUAAACACAUCUGGUUAAUAGCUUUAUAAAUUUUCAUUGUACCUUAAGAAUAAACGUGAUUUUAGUUUAUAAGUAUAUAUAUAACAGAAUUAAGAGAUUUGUGAAGCAUAUAAUAUAAUAAAUAAUUUCAAUUCAGAAAACUACAAGCUUGUAUGUAUACAAGAUAUUUGAAUAUAAAAUUUUAAUUUUGUUGACUUUAUGUAUUACUUGCCAAAAUUUGUAUCAUUUUAUUUUGUUAUUUUAUUAUUAUUGUUAUUAUUGUUAUUAUAAAAGCAAAAUAAUUAAUAUUUUCUAACAAAGACUAUAAACUAUUUUAAAUUAUAUAUAAAUUUAUAAAAUUAUAUAUUAAUAGUAAAAAGUAAAAUAUAUAAAAAAAUUUAAUUUUUUACUGAACCAUAUUUGUAUUUCAUUAAGAUCAUUUUUUACCCAUUAAAUUUUACUUUCAUUACACGAAAUCUAUCUGACAGAAAGAUAGGUAUCCAGUGAUAGAAAUGUUACAUGUACAGAAAUGCAUAACAUAUUAGACCUGAUGAAUCUAUAGAAAAUCUGUAUUUCUUCUCUGAUUUCGAAGAUUUUUUGAAUAUGUUGUAGAAACCAACUUUUUUAAACAACAUAUAACCAACGGUCGAGCCUACUUUCCGAAAUAUUCGCAGAAAACUAUACAGUAAAUUCUGUUUAUAAUUGUACGUUUAGAGCAGCGUAUUUGUUAGCAUUAGUUGUCGGCUAUUUCAACAUAAUACAUUUAAAAAUCAUCUAAAUCUGUAAGAUGAACAUCUUGAUCUUAAUUUUUUUCGAUAUCAUGCACUUAAUACUUUUUUAUUCAGAGUGACACGAGAAUCGUACAAAAAAAAGGAUCAGAGUUCCAUUAAAAAAUAA